AUGAUUAGCGGCCCGAGGACCCAGGAGCCGGGGGAGGGACCCUCCCACCCCCCACCUCCCCGCCCGGACUCAGACACCCCCCUGAAAUGUCUGAUCAGCGAGUGGGACCUGCGCCUGCGGGAGCGGCUGGGCGACGGCUGCUUCGGGGUGGUACACCGGGGAGAGUGGACCCCGCCCGGCGGGGGCACCCUCUCCGUGGCAGUGAAAUCCCUCCGCUCCGACGUCAGCACCGACCCCCUCGCGCUGGUCGAUUUCCUCAAUGAGGUGAACGCCAUGAGCGGCCUGGAGCACCCCCACCUCCUGCGGCUCCAUGGGGUCGUGCUCAGCCAGCCGCUCAAGAUGGGGUUUCCAUGA
Molecule: messenger RNA, 354 nt
Organism: Chelonoidis abingdonii (Abingdon island giant tortoise)
Lineage: Eukaryota; Metazoa; Chordata; Testudines; Testudinidae
Source: RefSeq, a predicted model, not a curated record